UCCAAUCCGGCCAAUUGUCUCGCCCUGAUCCGAGAGCGAGAUUCAUUUAUUUAUUUGUUCGUAAACAAAUCUGUAUUUCUUGCAACAAAAAAAACAUUGGCAGUUAGCGUAUAACUAUUUUGCAAAUAUACGGUUAGCUAGAUUUUAAAGAGACAUCUUGCCAUUUCUGUAUACUGGUUUACAAAGUGGCUAGGUUCUGAAAUGUAACGCUAAACUGCCUUGCUUUCCACCGGAAGCGCAGUUGAGAUAGAAAUCAUGAGUAUGGGACGUCUAGAUGGAACAGCAAAUUGGAAUUUUAUCUAGGAGUUUGUAGGGCACGUCUUGGGGCAAGUUUGGUAAAGCCACAUAUCCACAUUGGGCGCAGAGCUCUGGUCGAGGCCCUUCAGCCCAUGUGUGAUGAUGUUGUCAUCUGUUUCGGCUGAUCCAAGAGGUGGUCAGCAGCUCCCCGGCUCCACGUCGGUGGGUCCAUGCCCUUCUCUCUCCCAGCUGUACCAUGAACAACUGGCCACAGGGUGCAGAGAGACUAGCAAGGACCAGAGGAAUGCUGCGGAGGAUGGAGGACCUCUGGUGACCGUAACUAUGUCUCACAGACCAGCAGAGAGCAGAGAUAGAGAUGGUAGUCUUGGGAUGGACUCUGGUGUGAGAGAGAGACAGACUCAGGCAGAUCACAGGCAGAGGGCUUUGGGUUCAGUCUCCAGUUUGAGAGGUCCUGUCUAUGGGACUGCAGGAUCUUCCGAUUUCAGAAGAACAGAGACACAAGUGUCAGACCAGGUCCAAGGCACCCAAAGACCUGGCAACAAAGGCAAUGUCUGGGUUCAUCCAAAACAACUAGAGCCUACCUCCCCUCCUCCGCCUCAGGUGUGCCCCUCUGAUCCUACUCCCCCGGCUGGCCCCACGGGAGAGCAGCUGGGGACCCUGAAGCUCUGCCUUGAAGCCCACCAGGCAGAGAUGAAGCGGCUGCUGACGGGCUCCCUCGGCUCCCUGUGCCAGCGUCUGGAGGUGGUGGAGAGGAGGAUGGAGCAGCUCUGUGAGCAGGGCACCACACAUGGCAACAGCCUGGCUCUGCUCAGGAUCCAGGUGGGCCAGCUGGCAAGAGGGAUGACUGCUGCUGUCGCCAAACAGGACCUGUCACCUCUCCAUGGUCUGGGAAAGGAACCAAGAGUGCUGAAAGAAGAGGACUUCACCAAGUUGUUACCACACAGUCCUAACCCUUUGUGCAAUAUGGGCUCCUCAGGAGCAGACUUAGACAAGGGGAGUGUCACUGGAUGUCAAUGGAUGAUGACGACAACAUUUUCACCCAGCCACAGUCCAGCCCCGAGCAGUGACCACAAAGAGGGGUUAGGUGGGGAAAUGAAAAGAACAGAGUCAGGCCGGUCCGUAUCCUCCAUGGGAAAAGCUCCCUCUAAGUCGGUCACUGAGGGGUGCAAACAAGGGAACUACUCCCCUGUGUCGGACUUUGAAGAUCUGGACAUGGAGCUGGCGGCCGAGAAGGGGCGGGACGCUCUUAACUGGUUGGUCAAUUCUGCCCUGGCAGACACAGAGUCUAGUGACAGCCAGGAAGUGCCCCUUCCAUCCCCUUCUCAGAAGGCACAAUCUGGGAACAGGAGAGAGAGUACAGAGACCCAUCCACACUCUCCUCAUGUACACUUCCCCACUGAAUCCCAAGGCCUGUCCAAAAGCACUGAGGUCCAUAAGUGUCCACUUACGGGUAAGGGUAGGACUAGGGCUGCAUUUCCUGAGGGGGUACAGUUGAGCCCUAUAGGAGCUUUCUCUCUGUCGCCACAUUCCGUUGAAGUUGUAAGGUCAUCUAGGCCUAAGCACACGGGAAGAAUAGCUCCUGCUUCAACUAAUAUCCAACUUAGGAUCACCAGCCCACCUCGCACUGACCACAUGGCCUACACUCAGUCCUCCAAAGAGGCAGAGAAAGACCAGAAGCCUGAGAGGAAGAGGCGGAACAAGAGGGAAGCGAAGGCACACUCGGUCGAUGAGUUUAACUCUACCGCCACUAAGCCCGUCAAGAGUAGCUUCUCCGCUCAGAUACAGGACCAACCACAGGUUGGUGUGGGCAGGGAGGCAGCCGAGGAGAGGCAGCAGAGUCAACAACACAAGCAGACUCUAAACUUUACAAUACCUCAUCAGCAACACAAUCCAUUGUCCCACGCCCAGCUGAAGUCUCCAGAUGGAGCAUCAUCACUAUCAGGUUCAGUCUUUGCACCCUCUUCCUGGUCCCCUCUGUCCUCCCCACCCAUGUCUGACUACGUGGACCCUCAGAAGGGCAAACAAGCCACGGAUCGAUCCUUCCUGCACUUCCACUCUUCCAGCCCCUCUCUAGACUCCUCCGUAGCCUCCAAGCUCUCCUCUCCCCGAAAUGGCUCUUCUAAAUCUCUCAUGGUUGGUGUUAGAUCCAUCCACCCCCAAGGCCAGGCCCUCCUACUCCAGCUGUCGGACACAGCCAGCCAGCUUGUACCUUCCAGCCCAUCCCCGGAGCUCCCCUCACCCCCGGAUGGUGGUCAAAGUAGAUGGGGGAACAUCCCGUGCGUCUUCAACUCCAAGCUCAAGAACCACUGGAAUAAGGACCGGUCCUCCUGUAAGAAGCGGCCCCUGAAAGGCGUUCGCAGCACUAGUGGUGCUCUAGCCAUGUCUCUCCCGGAGCUGGAGGAGGAGACGUCGCAGCACCACUGGCAGCCCCUGGUGAUUCUGGGCAGCCCAGUCUUGCCUCUGUCCCCCCUGCAGCUAGGGCCCCUAGCCCAGACCUUCUCCUCCUUAUGCUGUAGCAGCAAGGCCCUGGACAGAGACUCUUCUACCCUGCAGCACGGCCUCUUCCAUGCCACAGGCCAGUUUCCCAUGUCCCUCUUCAGCCAGAUGGGCUUCUCCAAGUUCUCCAAGGCGGGUCUGAGCACCGUGCUGGCUGCAUCCUCCCCCGCCUCCUUCCGCCACUGGUUCAGACACAAGUGCCCCAUGCCCCUCAUGAAGUUGUCGGCCACAGCGGUGGAGACGGUGAUGUGUCAGAUUAUAGAGUCACAGAAGAAGUACAUGUAUCCUCCCCUCAAGGACUACACAGGCCCUCCUGGCCUGGACAAUGACCACAGUUAUGCUCAAUCAUGCAGUCAAGAAGCUACCUCUGUCAGAAUGUCUAGCACAGCAAGCAGUACGUCUCUCACCUUCUCACCGACAAGGCGACGUUGGGUCAGACUCCCCCCAGAGCGGGCCCUUUCCAGCCCCAAGACCAGUCAUAGCCACAGCCCCAAGACCAUGCGUCUGGAUAACCAGCCCGAGCCUGUGCCCAGCUUUGCCAUCGCCAGUGCCAACGUCAAAUACCCUGGUCUGCAUGGCCGCAGCCCAACCAGAGAGGGUGGUCUGUAUGAUGCGAGUGUGGGAACCCAGCCAUGCCAGCGCUCCAAGAGGGUAUCCCAGAUCCGCAUUCGGAAGACUGUUCCCAAACCAGACAACAACCUCACUCCCAUGGGCCUGCCCAAACCAAAGAGACUGAAGAAGAAGGAGUUCAGCUUGGAGGAGAUUUACACCAACAAGAAUUACAAAUCACCCACUCCCAACAGGAGCCUGGAGACCAUCUUCGAGGAGCCCAAGGAGAAGAACGGAUCUCUGGUCUGCAUUGGCCACCAGAAGAGGAAGCGUGUACUGGACUUCCCCGACUUCACAUUGCCGCGCAAACGCAAAGUCCGGGCCAACAUGGCUCCCCUGCGUGUAAAGGGCCCCAGGGGGCGUGGUCGGCGGGGGAGGCCUGACGAUGCCGACCUGGAUGUCAUGCUCAUCGAGAGGCUGAGCGAGCUGGAAGACUUCUUCACCCGCCAAGGCCUGGAGGACUGAGCAGUCCCACAAUAACCCCUAUUUCACAUCCAAAUACAAACUCUCACAAAUGGUACCCUAUUCAUCAUAGUGCUCUACUUUUGACCCAAGCCCAUCGGGUCAAAGUAGCAUAUAAUAGAGUGAACAAGUUAUCAUUUGUGACAUGCUACACACAUGCAUUGCAUAUGGUUCAUCAUUCUCAGUUUUUGGACAGCUUGUUUUGUAAAUUGAUUGGGCUUAUGAAACUGGAUUUGAAUAAUUAGAUCAUGUUAAGAGAUUUCUAUGAUCGUGUUAGGUUUUUCUACUUCGGGGCCCCUGAAAUGCCCAUUCAGAUGAUUUGUUUCAGAACUGGCAGACUUUGAAGUGCUAGAAAAAAUUGACUUAAUGUGUGCCUUUUAUGGAAAUUUAAACUCAAUCCAGCAAAGAGAGGAUUUUUAUGAUAUAUAAUGAAUAGUGGUUGAACAAUUACUACUUUGUUCUUAGGAACUAUAAUUGAACCUGUGAUAACAGAAUUGUGGGUGCUCAUACUUGGAUGUGUGCGUUCGUACACACACAUGGAACUUUUGCAUGUGAAUACAUGGAAGACAAGUUUGACAACCCAUACCUGAGAACUUUCCCUCUUACCUCAUUCGGAUUUCUCAUCAACUCAUUAAUUAAAUUGUUGUUUUGAACGGGACCUUGUGAGGACACAACCGUUUCUGACAGAGUCAACGGUAUAUGUGCAGCUUUACUCCCCUGAUGACAGCCUCACUGCUAGCCUGGCCUUAGGAAUGUAGGUAACUGACCAACUGGAUUGGUGCCCCAUGUCUCUCUACCUCCUCAUGCAUUGUUGGGAAAGAUGCUACAUGUGAGGGCAUCAGUUCAGUACAUCUCCCUGAUAACCCAACUGGGAUCUAGAUGAUGAGGAGUUCCCAUCCUGAAUCAUAGUGAAACAAUACAUAUAUUUUGCAGUAUUUGUAAAGAAAAGGAAAAGUCCAUGAUUAACAGUCUUUUUCACCUGAUGUGCAUCAUCCGGUCCAUCAUCUGAUGUGCAUCAUCCGGUCCAUCAUCUGAUGUGCAUCAUCCGGUCCAUCAUCUGAUGUGCAUCAUCCGGUCCAUCAUCUGAUGUGCAUCAUCCGGUCCAUCAUCUGAUGUGCAUCAUCCGGUCCAUCAUCUGAUGUGCAUCAUCCGGUCCAUCAUCUGAUGUGCAUCAUCCGGUCCAUCAUCUGAUGUGCGAACACAAUUUGAUACAUAUGUGAAAAUGUUAUUUUCCUAUAGAUGGUAUAUUAUCUAUACUUCAGUGUUGAGGACCUAGAUCAGGACUGGACAAACUAUGAGCUCAUACAAUCUGGCCCACGGGAUGUUUGAGUAAUACAAGUUUAAAGUAAAAAUGAUUAUUUUGGGUUAGAUAAAAUACUCAAGGCCACUCUUGGUCAUUUAAAUCUAGAUGGUAUGUAGAAAUUAUAAUGGGCCUAUAUAUUUCCAAAUAACUUACGUUUUUCUGGGCCGCAAAUUGAUUUUAACAAACCCGUCCGUCCCCAAGAAAUCUGUGCGGCCCUCCAUUGAAUUUCGAAAUCCUGAUGUGGCCCUGAAGCCAAAAAGUUAGCCUUUCCCUGACCUAGCUACACAGUCGUACUAUGAGGCCAUUUUGGGUUGAAAGGCCUCAAGGUUUAAGUCCCUUGGCUCACUGUAAAGGACUCAGUACCUAUGGAAAUGGUCAUUUGGUAGACAUGGACCUAAUCUUUGAUCACAAACUGGAUUAUUUUUAUUUUUUUUGCGGUUUCUUUCUGUGGAUUGAUUUUCCAUUUUGGUGCAUUUUUCUUUGGACAUAUGAAAUAUGCAACAUCUUUGGUGAGAUUUUUUUUGUAGGCAGCCCCUUUUUUGUUUAAACUGUCAUAGACUUCAAACUCCUCUGCAUAGGGACUCUUGACACCAUUGACCAUGUCUGUCUCCCAGUAUCCUAAUGCUGGAUGGUCACAGGUUAGGGUUAUUCAAUUGUCUGGCUGUGAUAUGGCCUCAUCUUCUAAUAGCUGCUGAACAUUUCUAGGGACAGGAUUUUUCCUGAACAUGUGUCCUGGAAAAACUCUGUGCCCUAGUUAUGUCAAUUGCAUACUCCUUGUGUCCUCUCUCCUUUUCAAAACCCAUUGGAUGAGGGAGCCAGAGGUCCCUUCCCUCUGACCUCCAAUGGGUUUUAAGAAGUAGACUGAGGUGUUUUCAAUUGAGAUCUUCCCACAGAAUCUUUCAGGUGGUCACAUGGUCAGGAAAAACUCCUGGCUCUAACCAUUUUCCAAUGGAUAAGAAUGUGUUUGAGGAAGUAAUGUGCACUGAGUGGUCCUGUGCUUGGAUAAGUGAGUGUGGGCUGCGUGCCUGUAGAUAUUGUCCUAAUUCCUAUUGCUGCUAAACCGCCUACCUAGUAUAUUAUAUUGCAAAAUGUAUAUUAUAGAUGUUAAAGUUCAGAAUGAAUUUUUUUGUUUUGUUAUUUAAAACUUUCUUUUCUUUUUUUUUACAUGUGAUCCAUAAAAUCCACAUCAGUCCAUGCCACAUGAUGUGGAGCAAAAUAUGGAUCCACUAACUGGUCUGUCUUACAACAGCAUUUACCCAUCUUCUCUUUGUGAGUGUGCAGCAAUCUUUCAUGUAAAAGUUAAAUCAGGCCUGUAAAUAGGUCCAUUAAGAACUCUGAUGCCUUAGAUUGGAAGACCUAGCUUGGUUGCCCGAUCUGUUUCUACACUUCUAGCAUUGUCAUACCAAACAGCCUGUCCUUAUUGCAAUCUCAUUUUUACAUUGAAUAAUGACUGGAGAUCAUUUCUGCUUUAACAAAAUCCUUAUCUAGGAACCAGCAAUGAAAUAGUUGUAGUGUUCAAUUCAUUACCAUAAUUCUCAUCAUGCAUUAUUUUGAAAUCAUGACCAUUUAUUGUGGAACACUCAUUUGAAGUGAAUACUUUGUCUAUCUGGGGUCAAUCAUCAUUACAUAUCAGGUCUUUGUUCGGAAUCAAGUGGAAACAUUCAGCUCAGCAUCAGCACACAUUCACACAAUCAUUUCAUGAAUUGUUCAGAACAAUUUUUCAAGUGUCAUUAAUGGGGUUUGCAUUUAACACCCAAUUAUUCCACUGUUCAAACUUCUCCAUAACUUAUACAGUGUUCUGCCAUUAUAAAAACAAUUCUGGAGUUAGCUUUUUUUUGUCAUUAAUUUUCUCUUGUAUUUUUUUUGUAAGUGUAUAGUUACUUUCUAAGAGAGCCUUCAUGCGGAUUGCAAUCUUUGUUUAUAUACUCCUCCACUGCCCUGGACCUAUUUGCCAGUAGAUUUGCUAGUGUGGCAAAAGUCUGCACAUAUUUACUCCCAAAGAGCCAGACCCUGUGAAGUGUUCUAGUGCCCCUUCUCUCCUCACUCUGACCUCUGCUCUUGAGGCCAGAGAUGGAAUGGUAGAAAAAUGUGACUGGUGAGUGAUGUGAAAUCUUUUUUCUUUUAAUUUGAGAAUAACAGGAUUCUUUAGUUUACACUGGUGUGUGUAGUGGAAAACGUGACACAUUUUGGGAACCCCCAUGUCUGGAAAUAAAACUUUAUAUUGCUUUUUA
Molecule: messenger RNA, 7359 nt
Organism: Oncorhynchus kisutch (coho salmon)
Lineage: Eukaryota; Metazoa; Chordata; Actinopteri; Salmoniformes; Salmonidae
Exons: 10
Coding region: 397-3828 (1143 amino acids)
Source: RefSeq, a predicted model, not a curated record